AUGGCCACCCAACAACUCCCUCCUCCUCCGAGUGGCCAGGUCUUAUCAUUGAUCUCGGCUCUAUCGAAUACGUCCAAUCACGAUUUACACGUGCAAGCGAUUCGAGCACGCGAUGACGCCUUGUCGUCGUCUCCCGAGUCGUAUGGGAAUUUGUGUGUGCAAUUGGGAUUUCUGCUGGUGGGCUGCGAUCAACCGAAUACGCUGUGGACGAGACUGAAUCCAUCCGAUUUGCAGCAAUGGAAACAGACCGAUAUGCAGUCCGUGUUAAGACUGGAACAAGACGCAUCGCUCUGGAUUCCUUUUGGACAAAUGGCAGGACUGGUCCUCAAAAAUGCGUUGCUACGGCCGCCCAUUGUACAACAGAUGAAACCACUUUCCUUGCAAGAUCCACAAGCAAGUCACGUCAAAGCCACAUUAUUGACGUGUCUGGCAUGUCAACAUGCCGAAUUGGCCAAUGUCGCCAGUUCCGUCAUUGCCACCUGUUCGGUAUCACCCGAUGGCGUACAGCCAAGAUUGCACAUUUCCGCAUGGCCCGAAUUGAUUCCCACCUUGAUUUCCAAUCUACAGCAACAGCAACAACAACCAGCAGCAGUUGUCGAAGGAUCGCUCACGACCAUUCGAAAAAUGAUGGAAGAUGGACCCCGCGAAUUGGCACCACACCAUUUGGAUGCUCUCGUUCCCAUUCUAUUACGGUUUCUAGCCGCACCCGAUGAAAAACCCAAAGUGUCGGCAUUGCAGUCCCUCAUUGCCUGUCAUUCCGAUGAUAUCAUGCCAUCGGCACUGGUCGUGCAUUUUGGGGAUUAUCUAGCGGGUAUUUCUGCUCUGGCAACCGAUCCUUCUCCCCUCGUACGAAAAUGGGUCUGUCGAUCCAUUGUCACCUUGCUCGAAUUGCGUACCGAAUAUGUGUCUGGGCAUAUGGCUGCCAUUUCGCAAUUCAUGUUGCAACAAACCAUACAACAACCACAGCAACAACAGACAAAUAGUACUACGAGUGACAUUCACGUGGCACUGGAAGCCUGCGAAUUCUGGUUGGCAUUUGCCAAUUUGGACGAGGAACAGUGCACCGCCGAUAUGGCGGAUACCGUCGGGAAUCUACUGCCACAACUCAUUCCCAUUCUACUGCAAAACAUGGUGUACGGACCGGAACAACGAUUGGAAUUGCAAGCACAGAAUGAAUUGGAUCUGCAGCAGCAACAACAGCCAAGUAGUAAUAUGAAACCAGUCUUUCACAAGACACGCAAUAAACAUGGCAAAGACGACGAUUCCAACAAUAGUGACGGUGAUGAUGGCGACGGCGAUGACUUUGAUGAUGAUGAGGAUGGCAAUGAAUGGACGCUUCGAAAAUGUGCCGCGGCCAGUUUGGACUCCCUUUCCAAUUUUUAUGGUGCGGCCGCCAUUUUGCCACCACUGCUUCCCGCAUUGGAACAGGGAUUAUCCAGCACGGAUCCAUGGGUACAAGAAGCGUCCAUAUUGGCAUUGGGUGCCAUUGCCGAUGGAUGUCGGGAAGAAAUGAAUGCACACAUGGGACAGCUACAUCCCUACUUGAUGAAUCACUUGGCAGCAGCACAACAGGCGGGAUCAUUGCCACAAGUCAAGAGUAUUGCGGCCUGGACCAUUGGACGAUAUGCCGCUUGGGCGGUCGAACAGGUACAGACGGGAAUGCAAGGACACUUGUUGGCACAAAUGACGGAAGUAUUCAUCGAACGAUUAAAGGAUCAAAACAGAAAGGUCCAAGUGGCAUGUGUAUCGGCGUUUGGAGUCGUCAUGGAAACAGCAGGUGAUCUCAUGGCGCCCUAUUUGGAGCCAGUCUUUCAGGCAUUGGUGGCGGCACUGGUACGAUAUCAGGGACGAAGUUUGGUCAUUUUGUUUGAUACUCUGGGAAUCAUGGCGGAUUUUGUCGGCCCAGCCAUUGCCGAAGGACAUCUUCCCAGUAUCUUUGUCCCACCGUUGAUGCAAAUGUGGGAUGGUCUUGCCAAGAGUGACCCCACUGAUCGGACCUUGCUCCCACUCAUGGAAAGUGUGGCUAGUAUUGCCAUGACGAGUGGAAUGAAUUAUCAACCGUAUGCCUUGGAAACAUUCAACAAUGCCAUGUGUAUGAUUGAAUCCGUCACAUUACUGUUGGCGACGUCGGGAGACGAGAAGAUUGAGAACGAUGAAGACGCUGAUCCAAUUGUUUGCGCCACAGAUGUCUUGGAUGGUCUAGCCGAAGGUCUUGGUGGAAAUUUUGCAGCAUUGGUGUUGAGCAGUGAUCGAUACAGACCUCAAUUCACAACCAUGCUCCAGACGCUGUGCAACCAUCAGGUAGCAGGUGUGCGGAUGAGCGCAUUUGCCUUGCUGGGCGAUCUGGCCCGGAAUGCUCCUUCGAUUAUUGAAGCGGCUCUACCGCAGUUGUUGCCAGAGGCAAUAUCCAAUGUGGAUCCCAUUCAACCCUCUGUGUGUAACAAUGCAGUGUGGGCAAUUGGCGAAGUCUGUGUGCGGUGUGGAGACAACCCGGCACCCUUGGAGCCGUUUGCGGCUCCCUUUUUGCAAAAGUUGAUUGGUCUGCUCAUGGGAAAUGGGGUUGUCAUGGGAUCACCAGGUUCUAGUGGAUAUCGAGGUUCCAACAUUCCCGGACUGGCAGAAAACGCUUCGGCGGCAGUUGGACGGCUUGCCAAGGUCAAUCCCAACUUUGUGGCGCCCGACUUGCCACGAUUUUUGCUUGGCUGGUGCGAUGGUAUGGCAAAGAUAUCAGACCCCGGUGAACGACGGGAUGCUUUCGAAGGGUUCAUCAAGGCCGUGUACGCGAAUCCUCAAUGUAUCCAAAAUGCAGCUGCCAACGUAUCUGAUGCCAUUGCUUCCAUCGUGUUUGCUCUCGUAUCAUGGCACAUGCCACCACCACAAGCCGACGAUUCAAGCUAUGAAAAUGUAGCUCAACUGUUGAAUGGAGAGUAUGCCUUCCAACCAUUCCCACAACACGAAGCGGAACUGGGGCAAAAAUUGGUUCAACUCGUGAGGGAAAUCAGAACUUCUGUGGGGGAAGAGACAUGGACACGAGUACAGAAUCAGCUACCUGUCAACGUCAGAAGGCUGCUUCGGGAAGCGUAUCAGCUCUAA
Messenger RNA from Seminavis robusta, 3093 nucleotides. Lineage: Eukaryota; Bacillariophyta; Bacillariophyceae; Naviculales; Naviculaceae. The record is from the annotation of a GenBank genome assembly.